UCUCCCCUCUUAAGCCAGAAGAAACCGAAACUCCAACAAAGAAAAGACUCUCCAAAGAGUGAGUGUGUGUUUUUUUUUUGUGUUGGUGUGUGUGUUUGCGCAUUCAUUCAGUGAGUGAUGUGCAACAAGAACAGUCCUUCUUCUUCGGACAUUCAAACAACCUCUAUUAUGAAGAGGACGCGGAAGCCGAAUAGAAGGUAUUAUCAUAACUCUUCUUCAUCCUCUUCUUCUUCUUCCUCGACGACGUCGUUUAAGCUGCACCGGCGUGGGAACAGAACGAAAACGCGGAAGCCCAAGUUCGUGAGCCUGAAGCUUCAGUUAUCCGAGCCUAAGAAGAAGAUGGCAUCCACCAAGCCCAAGCCCAAGCCCAAGGCUGAACAACUACAACAACAGCAGCAGUUACAGCAACAACAACAACAACAACAGCCGCAGCUCAAUCUCUUCCCUCUCCAUCCGGACCACCACGACAUGCACGAGGAGCAGAACAUGGCGCUUCUCUUCAGCUCCGACGGCGGGGCAACCCUCAACGGGCUACUGGAGGAGGGUUCGACGACGACGACAACGACGUCGGUGCUGACGUGUCCGGCGGAGGAUACCGGGAACUGGCUGGUUCGGAAGGCGAUGCGGCGGAGGGAGAGCGAGGAGGGGAGUGAAGAACGGUGGGUGUGCUACUCGGAGGUGGUGGAGGAGAAGAAGGAGGCGAUGGAGGAGGUCACGAGUUAUUCCGUCAAGGGGGAAACGAAAACGACGUCGUUCGGAUUUGGGUUGUUGUCGUUGAAGCUGGAUCACCAGGGGAUAUUGAAUGCUUGGUCUGAUAAAGGCUCUCUCUACGUCGCGGGGGAGGAGGAGGGGGCCCUACAGACUGUCCCUGACAUAUUCAAUGGUUUCCUCUUUCAUAAUGCCGUCGCCCCCCAUGUUGCAUGGGACGGUUGGGGGAGUGGUGGUGUUGUUGGGAACGCAUGGAGUGUUCAUGAAGAGUGUGGGGCUAACAAGGCGAAUGUGAAAGAAGAAACGAGUUGGAAGUUGGCGCAGAGAGAGGCAAGUGUGCAGAGGUACAAGGAGAAGAGGCAAAGCAGGCUCUUCUCUAAGAGGAUCCGUUAUGAAGUUCGCAAGCUGAAUGCUGAGAAACGGCCCAGGAUGAAGGGACGAUUCGUGAAGAGGGAAUGACAAGUGUAGAAGGAUAGGUACGGUUGAUAAUAAGAAUGUUGUCAUAUUACAGCGUUGGAAUAUAAUUUUUCGUGUCUUUGGUUUUGGGUAGUGCUGGGAAGCUUUCUUGAUGAAAAUGCUGUAGAUAUAAUUAUUAUGCAAUGUAAAAUCCCAGUGGUACAAAUAUGAAAUAUGAACACUCCGGGAAAAUCUAUAUUCAACUGCUGUGCUGGCGCAACAUGUAAGGGGCAGUUUCUAGACCUUUGAUUGAAUGAGUUUUACAAAUUUUUCACAUUUGUUUUGAUCUCAAUCUAAGGCUUUAGAAACAGUCAAAGCAUGUUGUACAAGUACAACAACCAAAAAAUGUAUAGGUUGCUCUGAAGACUUGUACAAAGUCUCACAAAAUUAAAUAUUUGGAACAUCAAAAGAACUGGAAAUCGAAACAUUACUCAGAUCAUCAACAAUAGGGGAGUCUCUAGGAGGAAGGUGUUGUGUGACUACAACCUCCCAUAGUCCCAUUGAUGUAUCUUGGCAUAAAAUAAAAUAAAAAUAAUCAGCAUGCAUGAAUGAAUAUUCUUUAUUGUCAUGUUGCAUUGUAAAUAAAGUUUUAUUUUCAGUCGGUA
Molecule: messenger RNA, 1769 nt
Organism: Glycine soja
Lineage: Eukaryota; Viridiplantae; Streptophyta; Magnoliopsida; Fabales; Fabaceae
Exons: 3
Coding region: 118-1167 (349 amino acids)
Biological process (GO): regulation of DNA-templated transcription
Cellular component (GO): nucleus
Molecular function (GO): protein binding
Source: RefSeq, a predicted model, not a curated record